CAGCCCGCCUCCACUUCUGAAGUCAAAAAUAAUCUCCCAAUUGACCUUUCGCAAAACCCCGCCCCCAAACGGUCAUUGUCCAAUCAUACAUCCUAGCAACCGUUACUAUGUAAACAAGGUCCGACAAACAAAGUCCGACAAGCAAAAUGGUGAAGCGAUGUGCCUAUGGCGUAUGUAAAUCGGACAGUAGGUACCCCAAGAGUUUGGCUGGGGGAGUCGUGUUCUUUCCUUUUCCAAAGCCGAAAACACAACAGGAGCGGUGCCUACGAUGGAUCAAACAGUGUGGAAGGCCCCACUCCCAGCUAAAUGUCACGAAAAUAAACAAGCAUGCAUACGUCUGCUCCAAGCAUUUUGUGAAUGGACAGCCUACCCCUGAGUAUCCCGACCCUGUACUUGCUGUACAAGUGUCGAACCAGACUAGGGAGCAGCUCGGAGGCUGUCGAAAGCCACCCCAAAAACGAUGCAGAUUAAGUGUGCAGGAUGCCUCUGGCUCCACCUCCAGCACUGAUGAUGCAGACGAGACUCAACAGUAUAUUGUUGACAGUGAGAGUACUGAGCAACCCCCACUUCCUGGAUGCCAGCUAGAAAGGGAGCCUGAGGAGGAGCAGAGCACUGAAAAGGAGAAGAAAUUAGAAGAAGAAAACAACAACAUGAAAUUGAAAUUGUCUUUAAAGGAAACUGAAAUAGAAAGGCUGAAAGCACAAAUUAGCACACUUAAAAAGAAAACUCUAACACCUGAACUACUUGAAAGCAGUGAAAUCCCUAAAAUGUUGGAAUACAGUACUGGGUUUACAUAUGAUCGAUUCAACCAACUGUGCACAAUAUUUGGCAUCCCAAAUGAUCCACACACCACUCAAAUAAAUGUGCCCUUAAACUACAAGCGCAAUGAUUGGCAAGUUGCUGAGAUGCCCCUCCGUAGCCAGUUGCUGUUUGUUUUAAUGAAACUCCGCAACAACGAAGACCUAAAGAACCUUGCCUUUAGAUUUAAUAUAACCACGCAAACAGCAAGUACUAUUUUCAAUUCCUGGAUUCAUUAUAUGUUUGACGUAUUAGGUGAAUUACCAAUUUGGCCUCACAGAGAUGUCAUUGCACAAAACAUGCCAGAAACCUACAAAGCAGACUACCCAUCCACAUUUGCAAUAUUAGAUUGUACAGAGCUGAAAAUCGAAAGGCCAACGUCACUGGUGUUGCAAAGCCAGAGCUUUUCAAACUACAAAAGCACAAACACCCUAAAAUCGCUAGUUGCCUGUGACCCCCGUGGUGCUGUGAUUUUUUCAUCUGCCCUCUUCACAGGAUCCAUGUCCGAUAAGGAGAUAGUCAGGCAAUGUGGUAUCAUCCCGUUACUAGAGAAACUUAUAGAGAGUGGCUAUUUGCAAAGAGGGGAUGGCAUAAUGGCUGAUAAGGGCUUCUUGAUCGAGGAAGAGAUGCGAGCAGUCGGACUGCAGUUAAACCUGCCACCGUUUUCGAGAUUUAAGAGGCAAAUGCCCACUGGAGAUGUGCUGGUGACAAAGCGCAUUGCAAAGCACAGGGUGCACGUAGAGAGGGCCAUCGGUAAAAUAAAAAAGUUCAAGAUGGUGUCAGACAAAAUUCCUAAUACAAGGUUAGGGAUUAUAAAUCACAUCUUGUAUGUGGUGAGCAUGCUUUCAAACUUCCAGCCACACAUACUUAAGUAAGGGACAGUCUGGGACAGUCGUAGC
Molecule: messenger RNA, 1697 nt
Organism: Gadus chalcogrammus (walleye pollock)
Lineage: Eukaryota; Metazoa; Chordata; Actinopteri; Gadiformes; Gadidae
Exons: 4
Coding region: 147-1673 (508 amino acids)
Source: RefSeq, a predicted model, not a curated record